AUGUCCUCUCCAUCUACAUACGACUGGGCUCAGGCUUUCUUAGAGCUGCCUGCACAAACUACUCCUGCCGCUGCCAGCCCGGAGAAAGACUAUCCUGCCGAAGACUGGCAUCUGCAGGAUCAGGGCCACCCAGACACCCAUUCGUCCGGUCCGAGCUAUUCCCUGCCGUCGUCCAGUCAGGCGUAUCAGGUACAGGAAGACGAGGUUGCACGAGACUUUCGCGCCCCCUUCGGCUACCAGCAAGAAUGGACAGACGGUGCCACAACAGGUGUCGACCCAUCACAAGUCCUUUGGGCGGGCCGCCCAUCGGCGCCGUCGUCAUCGUCUGCCGGGCCUCCCCUCGUUAAUCCGUCCGUGGCACCUUCCGCCCUCGUGCAGUCACCCCGGCCGCAAAUACUGGCACCCGCACCGGUUCACUCUCGGCUCGAUUUCUUUCUCCAGCCAGCAUCCUUCACUCCUGCGCCGCACGCCCCUAGCUUCCCUCGUCAUCUAUCCUCCUCGACCCCUGGCGAGCCACAGGAUGACCCAAGAGGAUAUCGCAAGAGAGCUCGUGACGACAAGGAGAACGAGACGAACUAUACAUCGAGGCUCGCGAAACGAGUCUGGUAUGGCGAAGAGCAACAAGACCAUGAUGUGCCUGCGGCGACUACCCCACAGCCAAUGAUGGCCUCUUCCAUGUCCUACAGAACCGCUCCCUCGUCCCCCGAAUCCAGCGUCGUCCAGCCACAGCGGCAGCCGCGCGAGUGGCCGUGCCCCAUGCUCUCUCUCAUCGACGAAGACCCCGGUCUAUGCCCCGACGACGGCACCAAGCCUGCGGAGCUCUGCUCGCGCGGCACCAAGCCCUUCACCCGCCCGUGCGACAGCAGGCGACACUUCGAGUCCGAGCACCUCGGCGUGCGCUACCGCAUGCUCCGCGGCCCGCACCGCGGCUGCGGCGAGUUCUCGCGCCGGGACGCGAUUCUGCGGCACGUCCGGGACUGUCGCAAGUUUCCUGGGGCGCUGCGGGUGCAGGGGUGGCUGGGGGUAUUCAUGCCGUGCUGGAGGGCGAGCGCGCUGCAUAGGGCGUGUGGGGUCGAGUAUAGGCGGAAGUUGGAGCGGGAUCUUGGGGGGAGCGGGGUGCUCGUGUACAAGUGCGAGUGUUGCCGGGUCUUGGGCGGCGAGGAGCUGGGGGGCGCCGGGGCCCGUGGUGCGCGCGAGAUAAUAGAGGGCGCCCCAGUGAAGAUCAAGGAGGAGGAAGCGGGUACGAAUGGGCUUCUAUGCCUCGCCGGAAGCCAAACCAAUAGCGAAGCAGCCUAUGAGAGCGAAGAGGACUCACCGUGCGCGAUGGCCACCACCGGCGGCGAGCCCCAGAUCACACAAGCGCAGACCUCCGACGGGGAUGACGGCAACAUACACCUCUUCAACGAUCCGUGGGUCGGGUUCUGGGUCGAGGACAACGAAGCCGGGGCAGACAGCGACACCAGCGUCAGCGAGCACAUCUCGGACAUCGGAGGCUGCGCAGUCGUUGCAUCCAAAGGUGUUCUCUCCCCGUCUGCACCUGCCCACGACGUAGCGAACGACUGGCAGAAUUUGGCCGACCUGGGGCCUGUCCAACUUGAAGACACGUCCACGAAUGCACUUGACAGCCUAUUCUCCGACGAAGGCGAAGGCGACGAUGCCGACGCUGACGGCAGCGACUCGGAGACGGAUGCAGGGCUGCAGGCCCUGCAUCCUUCUGUGCUACUGGUAGAAGCACAGUCGGUGGCACGCGAGGACUCUGCGGGUGUCCCGCUGAGGCUCGCGGCCGCGACGGCCGCUGCUGCUGCAGACGGCUCCUGCGGGCAGUCUGAGACAACGUCAAACGACUCGCCUGGGCCGUUGGUUCCCGCCGAGGGUGAUUCUGAUUGGGAGUUUUUCAACUUUUCGGCGGCUUGA
Molecule: messenger RNA, 1914 nt
Organism: Trametes versicolor FP-101664 SS1
Lineage: Eukaryota; Fungi; Basidiomycota; Agaricomycetes; Polyporales; Polyporaceae
Exons: 2
Coding region: 1-1914 (637 amino acids)
Source: RefSeq, a predicted model, not a curated record